UAAUAUAAUUUUCCCUUAUUUAUUACGCAUUACGGCAACACUCUUCUCUCUCUCUCUCUCUCUCUGUUUCUCUGGCAAGACAGCUUUCCCUGAAGACAGGCAGUCGUCCUUUUCUUUAUCCCUAGAUGGGUUUUCUGUUGAAGGCCCUGUUUUUCUCGCUCUUUUUUCUCUGCCCCCAAACACCCCCAGCCAAGGCCGAGCACUUCUCCAACUCCACCGUCUCCGGCGUAGCCAGGAGCAGGAAGCUCGCCGGAAGCUGCAAUCUCUUCAGAGGCAAAUGGGUCUUCGAUCCCUCCUAUCCUCUCUACGAUCCCUGGACCUGCCCAUUCAUAGAUCCGCAGUUCAACUGCCAGAAAUAUGGCCGACCCGACAAAAUGUACCAGAAGUACCGGUGGCAGCCAUUCUCCUGCAGCUUGCCAAGUUUUAAUGGGGUGGAUUUCUUGGAGAGGUGGCGGGGGAAGAAGAUAAUGUUCGUGGGGGACUCACUGAGUCUCAACAUGUGGGAGUCGCUGAGUUGUAUGAUCUACUCGUGGGUGCCCGAGGCAAGGUACUCGUUCGUCAAGAGAGGCUCGUUUGGCUCAGUCACCUUUGAGGACUAUGGGGUGCAAAUAUUACUGUUUCGGACGCCAUUCCUGGUGGAUUUGGUGAACACGGAGAUGGGGACGGUUCUGAAGUUGGACUCGAUCCGACAGGGCAACGCAUGGCGAGGAAUGGACAUGCUCAUCUUCAACUCCUGGCACUGGUGGUCGCACGCUGAGAGAAUUCAGCCAUGGGACUAUAUGCAAGAGGGAAAUAAUUUGUACAAAGAAAUGAACCCUUUGGUCGCUUACUAUAAAGGGCUAACCACAUGGGCCAGAUGGGUGAACCUAAACAUCGACCCGGCCAAGACCAAAGUGUUCUUCCAGGGCAUCUCCCCCACCCAUUAUGAAGGCAAGGAUUGGAACGAGCCCUCAAAAUCAUGCUACAGUGAGGCAUUGCCAUAUUUCGGCCUAAGGUACCCUGCCGGGACACCCAUGGCCGCGGUGGUGUUGAACAAGGUGUUGAGACGGAUCAAGAAGCCGGUCUAUUUGCUCGACAUCACGGGUCUCUCUCAGUACCGGAAAGACGCCCAUCCGACGCUCUACAGCGGCGAGCACCCCGGCAAGGAUUGCAGCCACUGGUGCCUGCCUGGGCUGCCGGAUACUUGGAACCAGCUGCUCUAUGCAGCUCUUGUUAGUUGAUCAACCAACACAAAGCGCAUUGGUAUCGCACUCGAUCUAGGCUCUCUUGAAAUUAAGGAAUUGGUCAUUGUUUGGUUUGGUAGGAUUAAUUAUUUGUCCCAAAAUUUCCCAUUUUAGGUAGGCAAUAAGAAUGCCUCCUUCAAUUGUAAACUAGUGUUCUUCUAGCAGGAAAGAUCACGUAGGUCAAACAACUUAUUGACCAAUUUUUCAAAUUAGAGAGUGAGCUUUAUAUAUUGAAGGCUAGGAUGAACAACUUAUUAAGUCAUAGUUCUAAGUGCGUGAAUUUUUAAUUACUUGCUAAUUUUAUCUAUUCUUUUGAUGAUAGGAGGAUUGUUAUUUUUUUUUCUUAGAUGGCC
This is a messenger RNA of Diospyros lotus (date-plum), 1576 nucleotides long. RefSeq names its product protein trichome birefringence-like 39. The transcript has 4 exons. Lineage: Eukaryota; Viridiplantae; Streptophyta; Magnoliopsida; Ericales; Ebenaceae. Gene Ontology annotation, molecular function: O-acetyltransferase activity. The record is from RefSeq and is a predicted model, not a curated record. The coding region runs from base 126 to 1220 and encodes 364 amino acids. Gene Ontology annotation, cellular component: Golgi apparatus.